GGCAACGAGUAUAAGGCUUUAUGAGGACCUUUCUAGAAAAUUGAAUGCUGUGGGACUACCUGUUAAGGACGCAAAACGUGGAAAAAAGUGUAUGCUGAUCAGAAAUAUCAGGUGGACGGCUAUUCGAGGAGAAGUACAUCACCGAGGCGGAAGAAAAUAUUAUUCAGGCAAGCGGCUUAGAAGUGACAGUAGAUGGCAUGGUCAUUUUCGGAAAUUCUUCGUUAAUGCAGCUCGUGGAGUCAAAUUCUCCAAAAAAUUUGGAGAAAGAACUCGAUGAAAGCAUGGUGGACAGUAUCAGUGAAAAGUGUAUAAUUUUCCCGGCCGACGAUUCGGAGAACGAAAAUAUAUAUGUUGAAGUGCCAAAGAAGAAGAUACAAGCAACAGCAACUGGCCCCAAGCUAGUUCUGUUGGAACAGAAUCUUAAAGCUUCAAAUGAGGGUAGAACUAACAUGGAAGCUAAGCUUGACAGAUUGCUAGAGAUACAUGAGCGCCUUUUACAACUGAAAGAAACUAAGUACAAACACCAAAUGGAGGCGUAAAAACUAGAUUUAGAGAUAAAAAUAACGAAAUUAGAAAUGCUUAAACAUCAAACAAAAUAGUCAGGACAUUAUACAUAUGUAUGCAUGUAUGUAUAUGGAGUAAAGGUGUUUUUUUAAGUCUUAUUUAGUUUAACUAGAGAUUAAUUUACGCAUUACCUGAAGUUAAACGAUUAAUUUAAAGAAAUGUAUAAUUUUUAAUGAGAAUGAGUUCAAAUAUGUUUUAAUUGACAA
This is a messenger RNA of Rhagoletis pomonella (apple maggot), 770 nucleotides long. RefSeq lists its product as uncharacterized. The record is from RefSeq and is a predicted model, not a curated record. NCBI's taxonomy places the organism in Eukaryota, Metazoa, Arthropoda, Insecta, Diptera, Tephritidae.